AUGUCAGCUGGUUGGUGCUGCACCUCUCAGACUCUGCCACGCCCUGCUUCAGCAUCGACCGCGUGCAUGGUAAGUGCCACACGCCACGUCGCAACAACGACGUCGGGGAUGCCCUGGAGCAUUUCUCGCGCGUGGCGGCGUGGGCGCGCAACGUUGCGGCGUACCUGCAGCGCCUCUUUGACCUCCCGCUGGACAAGGCUUCCUGGGACAGGGGCGCCAUCGGCCGCGACCAGCCACCGAUACCCGUGCUCCCCCUGCUGCAGGAGCGACACGGGGGCGAGGGUGGCAGCGUGGCAGCCGACGACCGCGCAGCCCCGGCUCCGGCAGGGACCGCGGGCCUCGUCGCCACCGUUGGCCCCUGCCACGGAGGGCCUCGCGGGCAGCGCGCUCUUGGGCCUCUCCGACAUGAACCUCUUGCUCGAGGAGGAGGCGCGGGCCCUGCGGCAGAAGUCCGCCGCGCUGGCGGAGGCCCUCCCCAGCGCCGACGGCGGACGCCUCGCCACCGCCGCCGAGGCGAGGCCUGCGGCCACGCUGGCGCACUGCGCCUCGGUCUGCAGUCAGUUGGCAGCCGCCAUGGACUACAUCGAGAGCAUGCUUCGGAGUCAGCUCGUCGCUGCCAUCGGCAAGGAGGUGACGCCAGCUGCCUUCGCGGAUUACAUGAGGUUCCACUGCCGUCGGCUCUUCGCUGCACCGUACGCCCCAUCGCCGUUUUGCUUCGCGGUGCGCCGCUCCGAGGGUCACUCGCCCGAGGGCACCGUGAGCAUCGAGCAGGAGCCUCGCGACCCAGGCGCUGAGUCCAGCAUUGCCGAGCCCAUCGUGACCAUGGUCGCGCGGAGCAAGAGGUCCCACCCGAUGCAGUUCCCCCUCAGCGCCUCCGCCAACGUGACCUUCAAGGGGGACCGCUACCUGCAUGCCUGGCUCAGCCACCAGUUCACUGGGCACGCCAACCCCAAGCUCGCACUGGUCUCCAAGGCACGCCAAUUCAGUUCGAUGAUCGUUAUGGUGGGCCGCAUUGUCUCGGCAAGCGUCUUCGAGCCGAAAUGCGCGGCCAUUGUUCAGAACAAGGACGAGCUCAGUAUACCCCUAGAACUGUCCACGAUCCCGACGCCCAAGGAGUUCAGGGACGCUAUCGAGUCGUUGUCGCCAGAGCAGCAGCGCUUCGCCAAGGCUUUCCGCGCCAUGCAGCUGGAAAGCACGCUCUUCGGCGCCCUCGUGAUUCAGAUCAGGCCGCAGCUCGAGAAGGUGCUGAACCUCUCGGAGGACAGCCUCGCGAAGGAGAUAAAGCUGACGCAGGACUUGAUGCAGCUCUUCAUCAAGUAUCAGAUUCCCAGCGACCUGCUCUCCUUCGACGCCUCGACCUCCGCGCGGGCCCAGGCCCCCGGCGACGCCUCGACCUCCGCGCCGGCCUGGGCCGCCGAGGCGGCCCGCGGCGAGCCGGUGGGCGGCGCCACGGCCUCGCAGCGCCUGUCGGCGGUCCGGGAGAACGUCAAGGCCAUGAUGGCAGUCAUCGAGGACGAGAAGAAGGAGGAGCUCCAGGAGAGGACCCUGGCGGCGCGCUUCGAGGCUCCACUUGUGGACCGCGGCGUGGUGAUGGACGACUUGUGCGACAUGAUGAUGCCGGCCAGCAUGCCGGCGCCGGUGUCGGCCAGCAUGAGUUUGGGCCCGAAGAGGGCAGAAAGGAUGCGCUCCAGGAGGUCCGUGGCGGAGAGCGCAGUUGCAAUGAGGUGCGCGGUACCGUGCAGUGCUCCUAUGCCACCCAUGGCGGCUGCGGCGGCGGCUCCAGUGCCCGCCACGGCACAGGCGGCCCCAGAAGCGGGGUCGGCGCGACUACCCCCAGCGCAGCCGUCGCAGUGGCAGCCGCCCGCUGGCGACGGAGCUGGGGAUCGGGUCAGCGAGGACGCCGCCAGGGAUUACACCCGCGUGCCCAGGGAGAUGGACCAGCAGUUUGAGGCCCUGGACACAGACAGCGCCCUGCGGCCCACCAUCAUCACCCCUGGCGACCUCUGGCGCAAGAGGUCGCAGAGGGCCCUCCUGGCCAAGCCCAGCGACGCCACCCUGGACGGCGACGAGCAGAAGCGGGAGCGUGUCGCAGCCUUCGACCUCCUCGACGCCUUGACGAAGUCCGGCGCCCUGCCCGUGGAGGCCGCGAGCCUCCACGUUCUGGUGGCUGCCACGCACUGCUUCGACAAGAGCGUCACGGACACCGUCGUCCAGGAUAACGUGUCGCCCAUUGAGAAAGUGGAGCGCUCUUCCUUGAUCACGGCGGCCACGGUGCACCAGGUGCCAGUGGCGGCCCUGCUGGAGGGCUCGCAGCUCUCGCGGGUGCGCAGCAGCUGCCCAGCGCUCUUCGUGGAAGACGGCGAGGCGAACGCAGUGGCCUGA
Messenger RNA from Prorocentrum cordatum, 2382 nucleotides. The record is from the annotation of a GenBank genome assembly. Lineage: Eukaryota; Dinophyceae; Prorocentrales; Prorocentraceae.